Saprolegnia diclina VS20 is the source of this 1295-nucleotide messenger RNA. RefSeq lists its product as hypothetical. Lineage: Eukaryota; Oomycota; Saprolegniomycetes; Saprolegniales; Saprolegniaceae. The record is from RefSeq and is a predicted model, not a curated record. Gene Ontology annotation, molecular function: ATP hydrolysis activity; ABC-type transporter activity; ATP binding. Gene Ontology annotation, cellular component: membrane. The annotation marks the transcript as partial. The transcript has a single exon.
GGUCGACAAGGUCGUACUCAACGACGUGCACGGGUCGGCGACCGCGGGUGAGUUUGUUGUGCUCAUGGGUCCGUCCGGCGCCGGCAAGUCGUCGCUUCUCGAUGUCAUUUCGGGUCGCCAGUCGGCGACGUCGGGCUCUGUCCUCGUCAACGGCGCGCGCUGGUCCAAGGCGUCGGCCAAGCACGCGUCCUACGUCAUGCAAGACGACGUCUUUUACGAGACGCUGACGGUCGAAGAGCACCUUUUGUACCAGGCCGAGCUCCGCAUGGGCAAACUCUUCAACCCAUCGCAGCGCCAAGCGCGCGUCGACUUUGUCAUCCAGGAGCUUGGUCUCGGCAAGUGCCGCAACGCGCCCAUCGGCGGCGACAAGAUCCGCGGCAUCUCGGGGGGCGAGCGCAAGCGUCUCAGUUUCGCGACCGAGAUCUUGACCAACCCGUCGCUCCUCUUUGCGGACGAGCCCACGUCGGGUCUCGACUCGGUCAUGGCCGAGUCGGUCGUGCUGCAGCUGCGCCAGCUCGCACGCGAGGGCCGGACGGUCAUUGCGACGAUCCACCAGCCGUCGUCCGAGCUCUUCCCGCUCUUUGACAAGCUCUACUUGCUCACAGAAGGCGAGACUGUUUACAACGGUCCGGCGUCCGAAGCGGUCGCGUACUUUGCGGCGCAGGGCCACGCGUGUCCCAACUACAUGAACCCGACCGACUUUUUCAUGCGCCAGAUCAUCCAAGCCGAUGGCACCGACACGUCCAAGGCCCGCGUCCAGGCGCUCGUCAAGGCGUGGGCGACGCACUUGACCACGGCGCCAGCGUCGUCCGAGUCGAGUAACGAAGAGUUUGACGAUGACAACGGCUACACGCAGACGCACAUGGGGCUCAUGGGCCAGCUGCGCGUGCUCACCAAGCGCAACGUGACGCGCCUUGUCCGGGACAAGAUUGCGUUUGGCGCGCGCCUCGGCCAGAGCAUCUUUACGUCCAUCUUUGCGGGCCUCAUCUUUUGGCAGAUCAAGAUGUCGCAGUCGGGCGUCCAGUCGUUCACGGGCGCGCUCUUCUUCAUCGCGAUCAACCAAAUGUUUGGUGCCGCGACGCCCGAGUUUAUCGCGGUGCCCAUGGAACUGCCCAUCAUGCGCCGCGAGUACGACUCGGGUCUCUACCACGCGUGGGUGUGGUACCUCGCCAAGAACGUCAGCGAGCUCUUCUUCCAGCUCGUCUUUCCGCUUAUCUUCCUCGUGCCGCUCUACUUUAUGAUUGGCUUUGACGCGUCCGACGCGACGCUCUUCUUUAGCUUUUACCUCUUCAUCA